Colletotrichum truncatum is the source of this 966-nucleotide messenger RNA. RefSeq lists its product as uncharacterized. Lineage: Eukaryota; Fungi; Ascomycota; Sordariomycetes; Glomerellales; Glomerellaceae. The record is from RefSeq and is a predicted model, not a curated record.
AUGGCUUCAUUGAAUGCACGUGGCGGUUGGAUCGUGGGCAGCAAGAAAUGGUAUAUUAUUGCGAUGAGCAACAUCCCCACCAAGUAUGGUCUCUCCACGAAUGCCAAACAGCUGCUACAGUAUCUGGAUGAUUGCAAGGCCAAUUAUAUGGAUGAGGCUGAGCUUGGCCGGAAGGUUCGUUUGAGUCUCGAGAACCGCAAGGCCAUUACCGAUACCAUCCGCAAGGUUGCAUCCCUGAUGCAGGAAAAGCCGAAGGAGACACAGUACUGUCUUCAGCUCAUCGAGAUGUGCACUGAGAUUCUGGACAUUGCCAAUCGCCCUCCCCCGCCUGAAGGAUUUCCGUUCUUGAAGUUACCCAAGGAAAUCCGUGCCCGCAUACUCAGCUUGAUCAUCGAUCAGUACAAUCCACCUUCGACCCUGGUGCCAGUCGAGUGGGGCAACUGUGCCUGUGUCAACCCAGAGAAGUAUGCCUUUGCGAUGGUUACUGAGGCUCAGAAGAAGUGCUUCCGACUCCUGGGCAAGUCUUUGGGUGACGAGUUCUAUGACGUUCUCUACCGCCACAGAACAUGGUACUUUGCCUGCUGCUGCACCCUUCUCUCCAACCUCAAAAGUCACGCGAAGCUUUUCCACCACUUGCGCAAUGCUCAUGUGCACUGGUGUGGACCUGUCUCUGACCAGGCUUUUGACCUGCUGGCCAAAUGCCCCAACCUUCGGAACCUCACGAUCAAAAUCUCGAAAGCUACGGUGACGACACUUAACGCAAGAGAGGGUAGCUUGGCUACGUACUUUGCCUUAUCGUAUAAGAACCGCAGACUAAUGGACAGUCUCGGCGCCGAUGAACUAUUGAGCAUUCGUGGCAUCCGGAAGCUUAGGGUUCAGCAUCUCAGCUCGGCCCAGAGAGUCCAGCUAAGCGAGUUCGAUCGGCAGGGUCUGCUGUCGCUGCUAUCAGCGAAGCUCAAGCAAUAG